Messenger RNA from Caenorhabditis remanei, 411 nucleotides. RefSeq lists its product as uncharacterized. NCBI's taxonomy places the organism in Eukaryota, Metazoa, Nematoda, Chromadorea, Rhabditida, Rhabditidae. The coding region runs from base 1 to 411 and encodes 136 amino acids. The transcript is spliced from 3 exons. The record is from RefSeq and is a predicted model, not a curated record.
AUGUGGUCAACGAUUACUAUUGUAACUAUUUUUGUGGUCGCCGUGGAUUCCGGAAGUGUUGGAUUGUGCCGUACCGAAUGCAUCGAACAAAACGCUCGAAAAAUUGUGAGAGUCCACUUGAAAGAUGACCUGGUGAUGGCUGGAUUGUGUAAUAAUAAGACUGAUACAACUGAAGGAUCCAUUGUGACACCAUACGUGUGUCAUAAGAAUGUCGGCUUAUGGACACUGGAUGAGUUGGACGAAGAAGGUGUCGUCUCCUUCGACAAACUAUGCCCCACCCCUGAACAGUAUCCAUACGAACUCCGUUCCACUUGCCCUCGAAUCAACGAGAAUCGUGACGAGACCCCGAUGGCAUUGGACGUGGAUGAGUACCCAGCGUCAUCUGGAGACACUCCACUCUUGUUGGCUUAG